Molecule: messenger RNA, 606 nt
Organism: Exophiala xenobiotica
Lineage: Eukaryota; Fungi; Ascomycota; Eurotiomycetes; Chaetothyriales; Herpotrichiellaceae
Exons: 3
Coding region: 1-606 (201 amino acids)
Source: RefSeq, a predicted model, not a curated record
AUGCGUCGACUACUUGAAAUCAGUUUCCUGUCUCAGGGCCUGCUUGCGGCUGCAUCACCACUGACACGCCGACUAUCAUCCAACGAUACAUUUUCUCUGUACGCAUACGGAAACAAUAUUGGGGGUCUCCCAAUUCUAUACUCGAACGGUCUCGCCUACAUUGGAAACGAUUCCUCCUUGAAUUCCUCGUUCCAAAGCCCAUAUUUUCCUAACAUCCAGCUUUUUCUAAAUAUAGUCACAAAGUCUUCCUCCAACACCACACUCAUCGCGAACCCCAACACCACGCUGUCUUCCAACGCCAGUUGGAGCUCACAGAUCUUCGCCGUACCAGCAACAGGCUCAACUGGCCAGGUCAGCUUCGUGGCUGACACAUCUUCCGAUGCUGUCGUGACUUCGGGCUUUUUCUUCUACGGGCACGUCGCAAUGUUGUUGACUUCUUCGGGGAAUGUGGAGUCUCUGUUCUUCGCGCAGGACACCGACACCGACGGUCUAUGGAAAUUGAUGUGGAACAUGACAGCCGCGGAUGGCAGUCUCGUUCCACUCACGCUAAAGAACUCUGCUCCUCCACGGAUUAGGAUGGUCUCUUCUGUGCAAAAUAAGCUGUAG